UUUGAAAACAACACCUGUAUUUUGCCAAAAGCAAUAAUGACGGCUUUUGAUCACAAAAUCCUGUUUAUAUAAUUCCUCGCUAAAGUCCUUUCAAGGCCUCUUUAUCCGUAACUACCGUUGGCGUGGUACAUAAACCAAUCUCUUGCACGUGCCAGACAUAAGUGACAUCGGAAGAAAAGAUUUUGCGCUGACCGGGAGGGCGAGAAGUGAGAAUAUUGAGCAAGCCAUUUGGUCACAAGCGUUGGUGGAAUAAAGAGCGACUUGCUGGAGAAAGUGAUUUCAUGCAAGCAAGAAUACGCGACAAAGCUAUCUUUCUGAAUGAAAAUGAAUGAUUCAGUUUUCUUCGUCGCUGUUUUGGGAACAAUUUUCCUGCUUCUCAACACAAGAUCAACACAAGGUCAAGGUAAAAUUUGUCGAAGCGACCAAUUCGCCUGUCGUGAUAACAGUUUUUGUAUACCAAAUUCCUGGAAAUGUGAUGCAGCAAACGACUGCCCUGACGCUUCGGAUGAAAAUGCUUGUGGUUCUCAAGCUGGCUGUGGUUCAUCGUCGUUAUUCAGGUGUUCCAACGGAAAAUGUAUCUUAACGUCCUGGUCUUGUGAUGGACAUGAUGACUGUGGUGAUAAUUCUGACGAACGUAGAGAAAUAUGUCCCAACAAACCAAAUUGCGAAUUUAAAUGUGAUAAUGGCAAAUGUCUGGCGACGUCUUGGAUUUGUGACAAAUUUGAUGAUUGUGGAGAUGGUUCAGAUGAACGCAAUUGUGAUGGCUCAAGUUCUUAUUCAGCAACAGCCGCAGCCACAACCGUCUAUACCACUGAAUCAACAUGUUUGUCCAGUGAAUUUGAAUGUCGCGUUAAACUUAGCUGUAUACCAAGUAAUUGGAAAUGUGACGGAACUACAGAUUGUGAGGAUGGGACGGAUGAAAAUGAUUGUGGCUCUAGUACCACUGGACAGCCAACUACCGUUGCAGCUCGUUGCCCAGGCAAUGAGUUUCAUUGUGAUAACAAGUGUAUUCCAGGAUCGUGGAAAUGUGAUCAAUUUAAUGACUGUAAUGACAGAACUGAUGAACAAUUUUGUGGUGACAGUGCAACAUCAUCAAAGCCUCCAACUACAACACAAGAAACAACUACAAUUCCGACUACAACAUUGACAACGACAGAAGAAGAAACUACACGACGACCGACAACAGUUGCGCCAACAACAUCUUAUUGUGGUCCAGAUCAGUUUGAGUGUCUGGUCGUGAGGCAAUGUAUCAGAAAAGUAUGGCUGUGUGAUAAAAUAGCAGACUGUACAGAUCGAACAGACGAACAAGAUUGUUCAGAAGUUACAACCACAACCACAACCACGAGCACCAGCACCACAGAACUACCUGCAACCACAACACAGGAACCCGUGCGUGGUCUCGCACCUACACCGUGUCCAAGCAAUCAAAUUCCAUGUGCAACUGGUAAGCAGUGUACGUUCCUAGCUUGGAGAUGUGACGGAGAUUAUGAUUGUAAUGAUGAAUCUGACGAACAAAAUUGUGGACCGACGAGACCCGCACAGUCACAGUCUCAGGGUUGUAAUGAAGGAUAUUUCACAUGUCAGACGUCACGACGUUGUAUAGUAAAUCACUGGGUAUGCGAUAAAGAAAGGGAUUGCUCAGACGGAAGCGAUGAACUCGGCUGUGUUCAAGCCGUUUCGCUGGUCGUCACUGCAGGUUCGAAAAUCAUGAAGUUUUCAGAGGAUUUGCGCUCCUCAGAAAACAUAUUCACGAGACUGCAUGCAGCAGUAGCUGUUGAUGUUGACAUGCAAUCACAGGAAAUCUUCUGGAGUGACGUAAGGCGGAAACAAAUCAGGCGAGGAAGUAUCAAUGGCUAUCUCUCUCAAGCAGUCAUAUCCUCCAAUCUCGGUAGAGUCGAAGGAAUUGCUGUCGACUGGGUAACAAGGAAGUUAUAUUGGACAGACAGUUUAGCGUCGACUAUCGAAGUUGCUGGUAUGCGUGGACAAAAUAGAAAGAUUUUUAUCUCAAGAGAUCUGCACAACCCACGUGCUAUUGUAGUUAACCCUGCCGGGGGGUAUCUUUAUUGGACAGAAUGGGGUGGUCAAGCAAGGAUAUCACGAAUUAGCAUGGAUGGUAAAGCAGAAACAAGAUCAGUAAUAAUUGAUAAAAAUAUAGAAUGGCCAAAUGCAUUAGCAAUCGACUACCAGAAAGGAAGCCUGUGGUGGGCUGAUGCAAAGUUGGGCAAAAUAGAACGAUGUAAUUUGUAUGGGACAGUGAGAAGAGUAGUGACUGAACAAAACGUCGGUUCACCAUUUUCCAUUGCUGUAAGCUCGCAAUACGUUUACUGGACAAACUGGGAUAAUGGUAGAAUAGAAAGGAUUGAAAAAGAAUCAUGGAAUAAAAAUCAAAUACAAUCCCGGAGUUACUCUAGUUAUCCUCUCGCAAUUGCUUUAAUUGAUGGAGAAAAACAUAAAGCAGUGCACACGAAUUGCUCAAACAACAAUGGAGGUUGCAGUCAUCUCUGUCUGUUAUCAAGUUGGUCCGAUCAUUCAUGUGCCUGUCCAGGAGAUAUGCGAUUAGGUCCUGAUGGAAGCACGUGUUCGAACAGAAUUGCUGCCUCCUGUUCACUCAAACAGUUUCGUUGCGAUGGCAGAUGUAUUGUUGCAUCGAAGAGAUGUGACGGCAAAGUGGACUGCGAUGAUGGUACUGAUGAAGAAUAUUGUUUGGCUGAAGUUCCUCGUCUUGUGUUUGGUGAUAGAAAGCGCCAUGUUGCCUCGUGCAUACUGCAGGGGGAAAAGCGAUGUUCCGACUUCAAAGUAAUUGCACAAGCUAACUCAGUUAUAGGACUUGACGUUGAUGUUAAGAAUGGUAUAAUAUACUGGGCAGACAGUAGAAAAAAUGCUAUUAUGAAAACUGCUCUAAAAGCAAAUGGUGACGUACUUUGGACGAAAACAGUCACGAAUAGAUAUGUGUUCACGCCGCAAGGAUUGGCGUUCGACUGGGUUACCAAUAAGAUUUACUGGAUUGAUCGCUAUCUUAAGAAAAUUGAAGUUAUUGAUACUGACGGAACCUAUCGUUAUACUAUUGCUUCUAUGAGGAGAAAAAGUGACAAACCGCGAUCCAUUGCUUUACAUCCCAAAUCAGGGUAUUUGUUCUGGACAGACUGGGGAACAAGGCCGUGUCUUGAGAAAAUCUCAAUGGAUGGUGAUCCAGACACACGUCGUAAAGUCGUGGAGACUGGUAUCAAGCAACCAAAUGCAGUGACAAUUGAUUACUCAAGGGAUAUUCUAUACUGGGCUGAUUCGUAUUACGAUAAGAUUGAAAAAAUGCAUGUGAAUGGCGGGCAACGAAUACCUUUCUUGAGAAGAGAGCUGAUACAUCAUCCAUUCGCCCUCACGUUUUAUCAACAGUUUAUUUACUGGUCUGACUGGCAUACACAAGGUAUCCUUAGAGUAAACAUGUUUCAGAGAAGGGAUUCUAUCGUCAUCAAACCCAUAGCACGUCCCAUGGAGCUGGUUGUGUUUGAUAAGUCUCGUCAGCCUGCAAUGAAUAAUCCGUGUGCCACAUAUAAUGGUGGCUGCAGUCAUAUCUGCUUGAUCAGCCCUCUCUCAGGAUUCAGAAGAAGUUGCAGAUGUCCUUCGACAAUGCAACUCAAAUCCGAUAAGAAAACUUGCGAAUCUUUGUAUCGUGUUGAAAGGCAAGAAAAUCUCAGGACGAAUUCUCUUUUCGACGUUGGCAUAGAGUAAAUCUCGUGGAUCUGAAUCGAAGAGGGAAUUUAUUCAGAACGAAAGGGACAACAUGUGUAUAUAAUAUAUCACAUCCUGUGGCCGUUACCCCGGCGUGUCUCUAGAGUUAAAAUGGAGUAAAAAUGUAUCCAAAAAAACUCCACAAGAGUAUUUUUGUAGACUUAGCGGAUGAUGAUAUUCAUAUAUGUGAGACAUAUAGCUGACAAUCUCCUAUGAGUUAAAAGUUACUGAAAUAUAAAAACUCAAGUUAAAUCUUAGGCGACAUAUAUGCGAUAAAGAUUGGCCACCAGUGAGUUCCACGUAUAUCAGGAGUAAAACAGGUUAGCGAAUGUGGGAGGGGGGGCGAGGAGAAACUAUAGGAAUAUAGUUAGAGAAUACUGAUAGGAAAAAGCCUGGGAGUCCCAACAGAGGGGCAGAACUCGCUCAUUUUCCCUGGGCUCUGGGCUGGUGUGAAAUGGGCUUAUAAAGCCCUAAUUCCACGGGCGAAAUUUUCAAGCGAAAUUCGAAAUAUUUCGCCUGCUUCUUUUGAAUUGUGAGCAAUGAAGCCGAAUUAAUUUAUUCAAGUGGUCGAAAUCCAAAAGAAACAGGCGAAAUGUUCGCCGAAAAUCGUCGAGAAAAAGCGCCCGUGCAUGGAAUUAGGCCCUAAGAACCUCAAAUAUUUCACUGAUAAGGGAACCAAGAUGGCGUCUUAUUUUGUGAUAAACACGCGGAUUAAAUAAAGCUCCUUGGUAGUACAGCCUUAGCUAUACUAUCCAGCUAUACUUUUCCGAGCACUGCUGAAAGAGAUCUAAAGUCCAUUGACGAUAAAGUCAGUUUGCGCAUUUUUUGUUCCCUCUCUGGACGUACGUUCUUACUCCAGAAUAUUUGAAGCUCACUGGGAAACGCCAGCAUGCAUGAAGUAAAUGAUUGUAAAAAUAAUUGAAUAUAUGAAGACAGUCGCAGAGUUAGUAAGGCGCAACAUUAAAAUUGGAAUUAUAUUCAGUAUGAUAUUUAAAAAAAUCCGGUAUUCAA
Messenger RNA from Dendronephthya gigantea, 4737 nucleotides. RefSeq names its product low-density lipoprotein receptor-related protein 4-like. The transcript has 21 exons. Lineage: Eukaryota; Metazoa; Cnidaria; Anthozoa; Malacalcyonacea; Nephtheidae. The record is from RefSeq and is a predicted model, not a curated record. The coding region runs from base 319 to 3726 and encodes 1135 amino acids. Gene Ontology annotation, molecular function: protein binding.